AUGGCGGGACCGGGAGCUCUCGCUGCCGCCCGGSUCCCCGCGCCCGCCGCUCGCCGACGGGGCGGGCCGGCACCGGGCACCGCCUGGRGGCGGACCGGGGUGGUGUCUGCCCGCCCUCGGGCACGGCCCCCCCUUCCCAAAACGGGAUCCCCUCCUCCCCGGGGCCGAGGUGCGGUCGCCACCCGACGGACCGGUUUGCCGGCGGGCUCGCGGGUGCUGCCCACCGCCAACCAGGCGGUGCAGACGUGCUGCCUGCUGUGCCACCGCGAGCGCAAGGACUGGGGCGGCCCCUCGCACAAUGGGCUCGUGUCCCCCGGCGAGAGGCUGCCGCCCGACUUCGUGCCAACGCUCGUGCAAAACCUCCUGGGGGAGAUGCCGCUGUGGAUCUGCCAGAGCUGCAGGAAGAGCGUGGAGGAAGAGGAGCGGCGGGCGGUGCAGGAGCAGGCCCUGGCGGUCUCGUUAUCCCACACGUCCUGCAAGUCACAGUCUUGUGGGGGUGGCUCCCACUCCUCUUCCUCUUCUUCUUCCUCCUCUUCCUCCUCGUGCCACGGGAACUCAGGGGACUGGGACCCCAGCUCUUUCUUGUCUGCUCACAAGCUCUCGGGCCUCUGGAACUCGCAGCACAGCAACGGGGCCGUGCAGGGCAGCCCCCUCGGCGCCCCCCCGGCUGCACUAGGUGACAAGCCCGCCGGGCUCGCCGUGUCCCCGGAGCGCGUGGGCCAGGCCCCCGCGGCGGCGCCGGGGCUCCCGGCCUGUCCCUACAGCCACGCGGCCCCGGCCGCCCCCGGCGGCGCCUGCCCGGCCUCGCCGCUGCCUACCUCACUCGACUUCUGCAAGACGCUGCCCAAGCAGCUCAAAAGCAUGUGCCGGAGGGCCCCCCCGCCAGGUGAGGCCUUCCACUCCUCAGAGCAUCAUCAGCACUCGGACCUCACUGCUCCUCCCAACAGUCCCACGGGGCUCCCCUCCCAGCCGCCAGCACUGGUCCCCUCCAAACAGCCGCCCGCCCACGCGGGGCCCUUGGGCUCCCCGCCGCGCGGCCCGCUGGCCCCCUCGCCCCAGGCCACGCUCUUCCCUGCGCCCAGCGCGCAGGUGGCGGCCCUCAAGCCGGCAUCCGAGUCCCCUCCUGCCGGGCCYGUCUCCCACGGCCCGGGCUCGUGCAAGAGCCCUCACCCGCCCGCCGCCAACGUGCCGCUGCUGAAGAUGCCCCCUCCGCUCUCGGGCUGCGCUCAUCCCUGCAACGGGCACUGCAGUACUGCGCUCCUCCCUCCCGCUGCCUCCCACCCGCUGCCCGGCACCAACAGGGACYCCUCUUGCAAAGGGCACAAAUUCCCCAACGGUACCGGCUGCCACCCGCCGCAGCCGUGCGAGGCGGACGAGGGGCUCGGCGAGGAUGAGGACAGCAGCUCGGAGCGCAGUUCCUGCACCUCCUCCUCCACCAACCAGAAAGACGGGAAGUUCUGUGACUGCUGCUACUGUGAGUUCUUCGGCCACAACGCGCCCCCGGCCGCUCCUACGAGCCGCAACUACGCUGAGAUCCGKGAGAAGCUGCGCUCGCGCCUCACCAAGAGGAAAGAGGAGCUGCCGCAGAAACUGGGGCACAGCAGCGGCUCGGGAGAGCCCGCCGUGGACCACCGCAACGUGGACGAGCUGCUGGACUACAUCAACAGCACGGAGCCCAAGCCCCUCAACAGUGCCAAGGCAGCCAAGCGGGCACGGCACAAGCAGAAGAAGAAGGAGAAGGAGAAGGCCCAGCUGGAGGCAGAGGCACAGAAGAGGGCAGAGCACAGCCCCCAUGCCAGCCAGGCCAGGGAGGUGGCCGAGGAGAAGCUGUUGGAGUGGCCGGAGCUGGAGCUGGAGCGCGUGAACAGCUUCCUCAGCAGCCGGCUGCAGGAGAUCAAGAACACCAUCAAGGACUCCAUCCGGGCCAGCUUCAGCGUCUACGACCUCAACCUCGACGUCAACGACUUCCCCAAGAAGGCAGCUGUCCUGGAGCAGAAGAACCUGCUCUCCCACCUCAACGGCUCCUCCGAGCUGCAGGACAUAGACCUGGCCCUUGCCCCGCUCAGCCUGGGCCCUGCCAAGAGCCACGCGCUGCUGCGGGGCGAGCCGGGCCCGCGGUGGGGCGAGGGCCGCGCGGCGCCGGCGGCCGAGAACGGCGUGGUGAAGCGCCUCAGCGCCGUGCCCAGCCUCUCGCGCAUGAUCUGGGUGCAGUCCCAGGGCGCAGACUGCGCCGCCGAGGGCGAGGGGCCGCGCGCGGAGCCCGCGCAGGGCCCGCAGCCCGGGGGGCCGGAGCCGCAGGAGCGGGCGCCCGCGGGCGGCCGGCAGCGCAAGAGCAAGCGGCAGAGCGGGCCAGGGAAGAAGGGGGACGGCGCCGCGGGGCCCGCUGGCCCGGCCUGGCUGCAGAGCCCCGGUGCCAAGGGGCAGGUGCUGGGCGCCAAGGCCCCUCCGAAGGCCCCGGAGCCGCAGCGGGCGGGCAGCUGCGCCGAGCCCGCCGAGGGCACCAAGGGGCAGCCCUGGGGCUGCGCCCGGCCCGACAAGGAGCGAGGCGGCGAGGGGAAAGGGCGGAGGAGCGAGGGCAAAGCGGAGCCGCCGGAGCCGGCGCGGCCGCCCUCCCCGGCGCCCKGGGACCGCCAGCCGCCCCCGCCCGCCUGGGGGGGCUCCCCGCAGCCCAAGGGCAAGAGCAGGAAGAGCCGGAACAAGGCGGAGAAGCCCAAUACGUCCAUCGACGACGUGUUCCUGCCCAAGGACGUGGACGGGGUGGAGAUGGACGAGACCGACCGAGAAGUGGAGUAUUUCAAGAGGUUCUGCCUGGACUCCGCCAAGCAGACGCGGCAGAAGGUGGCCGUCAACUGGACCAACUUCACCCUCAAGAAGAGCACGUCGAGCGCGGCGCAGUGAGGCGCCGCCCCGCCCG
This is a messenger RNA of Nothoprocta perdicaria, 2914 nucleotides long. RefSeq names its product family with sequence similarity 193 member B (gene FAM193B). Gene Ontology annotation, cellular component: cytoplasm; nucleus. Bases 1 to 2898 code for a protein of 965 amino acids. NCBI's taxonomy places the organism in Eukaryota, Metazoa, Chordata, Aves, Tinamiformes, Tinamidae. The record is from RefSeq and is a predicted model, not a curated record. The transcript has 10 exons.